CAGUUUUUCUUUUCACAUUUUCCCAUCACCAUCGCUAGUGGGAAUUUAUUAGAAAAAAAAAACAAAUCAUGUGCGUAGUCAAAGUUCGUGACAAGAUUGCAUUCCUGAUAGACCUAUAAGUUGUGAGAAAAUGGAUUCCCUUUCAACCAGUUAUUAUAGUCAAUACCUUUUGACAGGUUUUUCAGUCCUUACAAUAGUUUUACUUCUAAUGUUUGGAGUAUACCUUGCGAGGCCCAUCAAAAUUAAAGUUGCUGAGGUAAAAGAACUGGUCAGGUCUGGAAUGAACAAGCCCCGUUUCCGAAAACGAGACAAGGUCAUGUUUUACGGACGCAAAAUGCUGCGCAAAAUAUCUUCAGUAAAACAGAAAGUGAAAAUGAUUUCAGGUCAAGUUCGUGGACCACCUGGAAAAAAGAGAAAACUAGUCAUGAAACUUGCCCGUCGUCUCCUACCUCGUCGCGAUCACAUGCCUCAACAGCUAAAAAAUGUUGAGCCUCCCAUGGAGUAUCUUCAAGAGGAUAUAUCGGAAUCAAUCGAUCAAAGAUUGCCUCCAGAAGUCGUUUACAUGUUGCAAAAUAUGAGAAUGUUUGGCUGCUUUGAGAAACCCUUGUUCCUUGAACUUAUCAAGCACAUUGAAAGUGUAGAUCUCCGAAGCAACCAGCAUCUGUUUAUGAUCGGCGACCAGGAUACUAAUAUGUAUAUAGUCCAAAGUGGUAGACUUAGAGUCUACAGCACGGAAGGGGAUGGCUCUACUAUAACACUUAAAGAAGUGAAAGGCGGAGAAGCUAUUUGUUCAUUGCUGAGUUUUACCGACUACCUAACUGGCCAACCGAGUGUUUUCAAAACCGUUUCUGCCCAAGCUAUAGAAGAAUCUUCUGUUCUUCAACUGCCUGUCUCUGCCUUUCAGGAUGUUUUUGACAAACACCCGGAUGCAUUGGUCCGCGCUAUACAAAUCAUAAUGGUCCGCCUGCAACGUGUCACUUUUUUGGCCCUUCAUCAGUACCUUGGCCUCAGUGCCGAGCUCGUCAAGUCUUUCCCCACCAAGCACCAUGGAGGAAGUUCGUCACCCAUCAAACUUCGAAUGCGUGAGCAUAUUAUCACGCAGAAAAGUACAAGUGUGGCUGACCCAUUGGAAUGCUCCACACCCCCGACGACCCCCCUUUCGGAAGGUAGACGAAGAAUCAAAGAUGAAAAAGAUUAUCAACUGUUACUGCAGGUUGGGAUUGAUGGCUUUGUAAAGCUCUUGGGUCUUGAAGAUUCGUCAUUCUUGGAAGGUCACAUUGAGGUCCGAGAAUUGAUACCUGGAACUUAUAUCAUGAAAGAAGAUGCCAUGAAAGACGUCGCACUCGUCUAUGUCAUUUCUGGAACUCUUUGUGUUUCUCAACGCGCUGCCAGUAAAAAUGAAGACGUUCAAAUGUUUCUUGCCCACUCGGGGGAACUAGUUGGUGGGCUGGCUGUUUUGACUGGUGAGCCCAGCUUUUUCACUGUCCGCUCACGUCACACAACAUGUGUUGCCAUGCUUUCAAAAUCUACAUUUUACUCGAUCAUGUCUAAGCGGCCAAAAGUGGUGUUACAUAUUGCUCGCACUGUCAUUUACCGCUUAUCACCUUUUGUACGUCAGAUUGAUUUCGCUUUAGAUUGGGUCUAUAUUGAGAGUGGAAGAGCGUUAUACAGGCAAAAUGAUGAGUCUGAUUGCACAUAUAUAGUAUUGAGUGGUCGCCUUAGAUCCGUCAUUACACAUCACGAUGGCAAAAAAGAAUUGGUCGGAGAGUAUGGUCGUGGUGAUUUAGUUGGAAUCGUUGAAACAUUGACACAAAACCCUCGCAGUACUACAGUUAUGGCUGUCCGUGAUACUGAAUUAGCUAAGCUGCCCGAAGGGCUUUUGGACGCCAUCAAGCUCAAGUUUCCUAUGGUAGUAUCGCGUCUAAUCAAUCUUCUUGGACAUAGAAUCCUAGGUACUUGGCAAACGCAGAGUUCCAAUUUCAAUCAAGCACUGCAACAGCGAUCCGCUCAAUCCAAUUUUUCCACUGUAGCGAUUCUACCCGUUUCCGAUGAUGUUCCCCUUUCUCAAUUUAGCCAUGAACUGUACACAUCGUUGAGUUGGAUCGGUCCUACAGUUUUAUUGACUUCUGACUAUAUUCGCCGAAUCCUCGGCCCAACAAUCAUGGAAUCAGCUAACGAAUACAAGUUAUCUGCGUGGCUCGGACAACAAGAGGAUCAAAACCGAAUCGUCCUCUAUCAGUGUGACCGGUCUCUUACACCUUGGACCCACCGUUGCAUUCGUCAAGCUGAUUGUAUCCUGAUUGUAGCAUUGGCUACCAUGGAACCAUCAGUCGGCAACAUUGAAAAGCAGCUUGAGACGAUCGCAGUGCGCACACAGAAGGAAUUGAUUCUUCUACACAAAGAGGGAGGCGAUAAACCACGAAAUACUGUUCAAUGGCUGAACGCUCGCUCUUGGUGUUCGUCUCAUCAUCAUAUUCAAUGUCCACCAAGAAUUUUUUCUAAGAAGCAUGCAUUACGGCUGGCUGAAGGGACGACUAAAUCGCCGCAGCUUUUGGAACGCAAUAUUCAUUCCGAUUUUUCUCGCUUGGCUCGUCUAUUGACGGGCGAAUCCGUAGGGCUAGUACUCGGUGGUGGUGGUGCAAGAGGAGCGGCUCACGUUGGCAUGAUUCAAGCUAUUCAGGAGGCUGGUAUUCCAAUAGAUAUGGUUGGAGGUGUAAGCAUAGGAGCGUUCAUGGGUGCACUUUGGUGUAUGGAAAAGGAUAUUCAUCAAGUUACUCGCAAAGCUAGUUCGUGGUCUUAUAAAAUGACACAACUUUGGCGGCAGCUCGUUGAUCUAACGUACCCAGUAACAUCUAUGUUUAGUGGUGCCGGGUUUAAUACGAUGAUUCGUGAAACUUUUGGAGAAGAUUCUCUUAUAGAAGAUUUAUGGCUUCCUUAUUUUACCAUCACCACCGACAUCACUUCCAGCUGCAUGAGGCUUCAUAGUCAUGGAUCUGUGUGGCGAUACGUGCGAGCAUCGAUGUCUUUGAGUGGUUACAUGCCGCCAUUAUGCGAUCCAAAAGACGGCCACUUGCUUCUCGAUGGCGGCUAUGUUAAUAACCUUCCAGGCUCACUAUGGCGAAGUGUUCGGGCCUCCAUGUCAAUUGCCGGAUGGCUACCUCCGAUGUGCGAUCCUACCGACGGUCAUCUGCUAGUUGACGGAUGCUACGUCAACAACGUACCUGCCGACGUAAUGAGAAGUCGAGGUGCCAAACAUAUUCUGGCAAUCGACGUAGGUUCGCAAGACGAUACCGACUUGACUAAUUAUGGAGACUGUUUAUCCGGAUGGUGGUUGCUCUGGAAAAAAUGGAAUCCGUUUGCGAGUCCAGUAAAAGUGCCUAACUUGCCAGACAUUCAGUCCCGUCUUGCAUAUGUUUCCUGCGUUCGUCAGUUAGAAGAGGUUAAAAAAAGUGACUAUUGUGAGUAUAUAAGGCCACCCAUCGACAAGUAUAAAACGUUACAAUUUGGUAGUUUUCAUGAAAUCAAGGAUGUCGGUUACAACCAUGGGAAAACUUACUUCAUUGGUUUGCAAAAAGCUGGACUUCUUGGUACUUACACCAAACCUGGUGUUCACUACCGAGAAACGAAGAAAUAUUCACCAACUACCAAUACCUCAAAUAACUAUUAUCCGUAUAAUCAGCGUUACGGAACAAAUGAUACUCAGCACCGAUCUCAAGGUCGACGAGGACCACAAACAUUUACAGAUCUGGCGGAAAUGGUAGCAAAAGUACGAGGCCCAGUCAAUCGAAUACUUGAUGAUGAAACUUCUGAAUCGGGUAGCGACUUGGAAUACGAUAACGAUGAAGUCAGCAACGUUUCCGACCCCUACGACGAUCAGGAUCUGAUUGACCAUCGAAACCUCCGACAAAGGCGGAAGCGCAGCUCCCUAUCGUGCACCGACAGUGACAUCCUUUCCUAAUACCGACACUUUUUUCUUAUUCGUAAGAGGGAGAUGAGCGCACCAUUUACGCGAGUCAAAGUGCCUUCUGCUACGUUUUGCAGUGUCAACUGUUCACAAACUGUUUCAAAUGUUCAAAUGUUGCUUGUAGAAAUAUACAGUAAGGUUGCCAAAGCA
Messenger RNA from Daphnia magna, 4114 nucleotides. It is a transcript of the gene sws, whose product is annotated as neuropathy target esterase sws. Gene Ontology annotation, molecular function: phosphatidylcholine lysophospholipase A1 activity. Gene Ontology annotation, biological process: phosphatidylcholine metabolic process. The transcript has 20 exons. Lineage: Eukaryota; Metazoa; Arthropoda; Branchiopoda; Diplostraca; Daphniidae. The record is from RefSeq and is a predicted model, not a curated record. Gene Ontology annotation, cellular component: endoplasmic reticulum. The coding region runs from base 131 to 3958 and encodes 1275 amino acids.